Molecule: messenger RNA, 306 nt
Organism: Lagopus leucura (white-tailed ptarmigan)
Lineage: Eukaryota; Metazoa; Chordata; Aves; Galliformes; Phasianidae
Product: cytochrome c-like
Biological process (GO): mitochondrial electron transport, cytochrome c to oxygen; mitochondrial electron transport, ubiquinol to cytochrome c
Cellular component (GO): mitochondrial intermembrane space
Molecular function (GO): heme binding; electron transfer activity
Source: RefSeq, a predicted model, not a curated record
AUGGGUGAUGUUGAAAAAGGCAGGAAGAUCUUUAUUCAGAAAUGUUCUUGGUGCCAUAUAGUUGGAAAAGGUGAAAAGCACAAGAGAGGACCAAAUCUUUGGGGUUUAUUUGGCCACAGAGCAGGACAAACUUUACCUACUCAGAAGCAAAAAAAGAAGAAAGUUACCUGGAGUGAGAGUACACUGAUAGAGUAUUUGGAAAUUAAGAAAUACAUUCCUGGUACAAAAAUGAUUUUUGCUGGACUUAAAAAGCAGAAUGAAAGAGCUGAAGUUAUUGCAUACUUGAAAAAAGCAACUUCUUUGUGA